Trypanosoma brucei brucei TREU927 is the source of this 699-nucleotide messenger RNA. RefSeq names its product cytochrome C oxidase assembly protein, putative. Bases 1 to 699 code for a protein of 232 amino acids. The record is from RefSeq and is a predicted model, not a curated record. Gene Ontology annotation, molecular function: copper ion binding. The transcript has a single exon. Gene Ontology annotation, cellular component: mitochondrial inner membrane. NCBI's taxonomy places the organism in Eukaryota, Euglenozoa, Kinetoplastea, Trypanosomatida, Trypanosomatidae.
AUGCUCCGUUCCCCGUGGACUAUGCUGUGUGGUGUCGGCCCACCGGGUCUGGCGCCAAAGCGGAAGCCAAAGAUACGGAUCGAGAGUGGUUAUGAGCGGGAGAACCAAAAAUAUUACGAAGAGCGUGGGCACUUUUUUUCCGCCUUUGCAAGCAUAUCUAUUCUAUCACUCGGUUGUACCUUCCUAUUCGUCCCUUUGUAUCGUAUGUACUGCGCCCCUACCGGCCGCGGCGCAGACCCGAAGUUCUACACGCCACAGGCUCAACGGGACCGAGAACAGUUGAAUGAAAUGUAUCCUGUACCCAAGAAGCUCCUCAAGGUGCGUUUUCUGAGCGAUGUCGGCAAUACGAUGCCUAUUGCCUUUGUUCCACUGCAGAAGGAGGUGGAGGUCUUGAUAGGUGAACCUGCUCUGGCCUUUUACUCUGCAUAUAACCGUAGCAACCGCACUCUUUUGGGUGUUUCGUCCUAUACAAUUGCACCACCGGAGGCAACAAACUACCUGAAUAAAAUUCAGUGUUUCUGUUUUGAAGAACAGCGGUUUAAACCACAUGAGUUAGUCGAGAUGCCAGUUUUCUUUUAUAUUGAUCGUGACUUUCUUAAUGACCCGAUGGUAAACUGGCUAGACGAGGUUAUUGUCAACUAUACUUUCUUCAACUUAGAGAAAACUAAGGACAUAAUUUUUCGGUCGAAUUUAGCGUAG